Carica papaya (papaya) is the source of this 3229-nucleotide messenger RNA. The record is from RefSeq and is a predicted model, not a curated record. NCBI's taxonomy places the organism in Eukaryota, Viridiplantae, Streptophyta, Magnoliopsida, Brassicales, Caricaceae.
UUAAAUAGAAAAGUUGGAUUCUAUAGAGUUUGCAUAAAACUAUGCAAGUUAUUUCUUCUUUUAUUGAGAAGCAGAGGAUGCUGUGAUUAAGAAAUGAAUUCAACAAGAUUCAUUUUGGUUUAGUACUUUAAAUGAGUAUUGUGUUCGAGCUAUAUAAAACAUGUUUAAAAUGUCAAACUUGUAUUUGGGAAUAUCCAAGAAGGAAACUAUUGGAUUUAUGGAUUUCUGAAGUUACUUACAUUCUUCUCUUGUCAUGAAUUGUACUGUUUCUCAAUGUUGUGUCUAUAAGUGGAAAUCCACUACUAGAUAUAGCAAGUGAUGAAAGAAAUACACUUAAGAAAGGCUGCACAUGGGGAUUGUGUUAAAACUUUUAUAUGUGCUUGUCUUCCCUCACCAAUAAUAGAAUCCUGGUUUGCUCUUAGAAGAUGGGUAUAGAUCCUUCAUAUGCAUGGGAUUUUGAGGUUACUGGUUUAAAGCUAGGACGAGGAAGACUGACUUGCAUUAAUGAUAUUUUAGUAUCUGUAUCCCAUUUAUUUUAUAGAAUAAGAAUGGAUAAGAGGCUCAUGGGAUUGACAUGAGGAGGUGGGGAUGGCGCUAUAUUUCUGGGAGCGAACUCCAAACAAAUAUGAAGCGCAUAGAUACAAGUUAUGCCUUUGAAUGAAAUACAGUUAUGAUUGAAUCAACUUUUCCUUAUUAUUGUUACCUUUUAAAAAAGACUGUUUUAAAGGCAAUAUGCUUGCUUAAAGGCAAUAUGCUUGUUAAGAUUUAUCUUUGUGGCUCUUGAAGAAUUUAUGAGCUUGUAUCAAAGAUAGGGGUACGUUUUAUUCUAUUGUCCCAGCCUCAGGCUUGUUAUCUUUUUCUGUUAUUACCUUUUUUUUUUCGUGUGAUAAAAUUGGCAACUAGGACAUCUCCACUCUCUUCCUCCCAUUUCUUUUCUAGAGGUGUCAUUUGUUUGUUUACUAGGUGCCAUGGGGUUCAAGCAGUCAAACUUUCUGAACUUGGAAUCUUUAGAAGGAAGUUUGCAGGACUAAAUACAUAUGGAUCAUUUGUAUCUUACUAUUAGUUAUUUUAUAUUUCUCCAGUUGUUACCUGAUGCUGUCCAGUAAUAACAUUUAUUUAUGCAGAUUGGUCAAGGCACUUACAGUAAUGUUUAUAGGGCCCGUGAUCUUGAUCAAAAGAAAAUUGUUGCUCUGAAGAAAGUAAGGUUUGAUAACUUGGAGCCUGAGAGUGUCCGCUUUAUGGCGAGGGAAAUUCAUAUUCUCCGUCGGCUCGAUCAUCCAAAUGUCAUAAAGCUGGAAGGUUUAGUUACAUCAAGGAUGUCUUGCAGCCUGUAUCUUGUUUUUGAAUACAUGGAACAUGAUUUGGCUGGGCUAGCCUCACACCCGGGUCUGAAAUUUUCAGAGCCCCAGGUUAAAUGUUACAUGCAGCAGCUUUUACUUGGACUUGAUCAUUGCCACAGCCGUGGUGUCCUACAUCGUGACAUAAAGGGAUCCAACCUUCUAAUUGACAACAAUGGCAUCUUAAAAAUUGCAGAUUUCGGUCUUGCAAGUUUUUUUGAUCCCCAUCAAAGUCAACCGCUGACUAGCCGUGUAGUGACUCUUUGGUAUCGACCACCUGAACUCUUACUUGGGGCUACUUAUUAUGGGACUGCUGUGGAUUUAUGGAGUACCGGUUGCAUACUCGCUGAACUGUAUGCUGGCAAGCCUAUUAUGCCUGGAAGAACUGAGGUGGAGCAGUUGCAUAAAAUUUUCAAGCUGUGUGGUUCACCUUCAGAGGAUUAUUGGAGAAAAUCGAAGUUGCCUCAUGCUACCAUUUUUAAGCCUCAACAGCCUUAUAGACGUUGUGUUGCAGAAACAUUUAAGGAGUUCCCUGUACCUGCUUUAACGCUUAUGGAAACCUUACUUUCAAUAGAUCCAGCUGAUCGUGGAACUGCGGCUUCUGCUCUCAAGUGCGAGUUCUUUACAACAAAACCCCUACCAUGUGACCCUUUGAGCUUGCCGAAGUAUCCUCCCAGCAAAGAGUUCGAUGCAAAAAUAAGAGAUGAGGAAGCUAGAAGGCAAGGGCCAGCAGGAGGCAAGGGCCAGAGGCUUGAACUUGAAAGGAGAGGAACAAGGGAGUCUCGGGCUGUUCCAGCACCUGAUGCCAAUGCUGAGUUAGCUGUAUCAAUGCAGAAAAGGCAAGGCCAUUCUAAUUCUAAGAGCCGGAGUGAGAAGUUCAAUCCUCAUCCAGAAGAAGUUGCUUCUGGAUUUCCAAUAGAUCCACCUAGACCAUCUCAGGUGACAGAAUCAAAUGUAGAUCCACCUCAGGGACAUCCAUAUAAAAGAGCCUCCCAUUCAGGACCACUGGCUCAUCGAGCUGCAUGGGCAAAGGCUGGCAAAAACCUAGACGAUGCUUCAAAGAUUUCGACUGGGGCUGACUUGUCUGCAAUGUCAGGAUUAGCCGCAGUGAGGAGGAGUUUAUUAUCUGAAGAACGCAGUGAGAGGUGUGGUUCUUCGCAAGGAGAAGCUCCUAAACUGAUGACAAGGUUUCCUGGCUCCUUCAAGGAGACCUCAGAAACUUUGAUACAACAGGAUCAAAAGCACCACUGCCAGGGUUCUCAUCAGAAGGAUGAUGGAAGAAUCAGCAGUAAAGAUCCAGUUCUUCUUGGUUAUGGGUCAAAGGGACACAAAAUUCACUACUCCGGACCAUUGAUAGUUCCAUCAGGAAAUAUGGAUCAGGUGCUUAAGGACCAUGACCGCCAAAUCCAAGAAGCUGUCAGGCGAGCACGCAUCGACAAGGCAAAAAUCAGAAAAGUUCAGGUGGAAGGGAACCAAAUAUCAACAAAUUCAUUAUUUGUUUCUGGUCGGUGAGUUGAGAUGAAAUUAAACCCCGUGCAUUGGGGGAUAAAAAAAAGAGAUUACUGGGGAGUUCACUGCAGAACUAUUAGUACAGUGAUUUUCUCUUGUGAAGUAUGAUUGAUGGGGUUUUUGUAUAGAGAAUCUAAGUAGGAAGAGGGUUGUCUUGGUGAAGAUGGCUGGUGGCAGUAUUCAGUAAAAAGUUUAUAGCUUAGAAAUGCUUUUUUUUUUUUUUUUUUAUUUAAUGCAAUUUAUCAUAUCUAUUCCUUACAACUGGCAACUGUAAUUUCGAAAUUUCCCAGCCCAUUCUUGUAGAGCUUAUUGUUAGUGAUGAAAGUUAUGUUGAAACCUGACAACGCGAUAAAGAAGCAAUAUGAUGUUGUAUGUUCGUCCCA